UAUUCUUAUUAACAAUUAGUUUUGUUGAGUGGGUUUUCUUGUCUUAGCCUGAUAUCAGAGUUGCUUUUUAAUAUUCUGUUCUAGUUUCAGUUACAUUGAAAUGGAAAGAUCAAAAAACUUACUGAAGGAGUUCUAGUAAUGGGUCUUUUUGGUUUCUUAAAGCUGCAGUAUAAGAAUUUAGCCAUUUUGAGAGCUGGAAUUUGGAAUCUUAGAGAAGCUAGCUACUAGACAAUAGUAAUGCUACAAAGAAAUGAAGAUUUCAAUGAUCUUAUUGCAUGCAUGAGUCUGUUUUGAUAUUUAGCGUUUGCAGAAAAAAAUUUCAAAACAUCUUCAAUCGGGGGUCUUUCAGAAGUGGAAGUUAGGAAGAAGAAGAAGAUGGGGUGGAAAUUCUGCAGAAAUCUUUUCUUUAGAACAAGAGCAACAUUGAAGAAAGUUGUGGUUAAGAAUGAGAAGGGGAAGAGAUUGAAGUUUCAGUAUGAUCCUUCAAGUUAUGCAUUGAAUUUUGAUGAUGGAUUGAGAAAAGAAGCUGAUAAUCGGAUUACUGGUUCCUGUAACGGUGAAAUAAACUCCACGUGGGUUUAUGUAUUGUGGGUGAAAUCAUAAUAGAACAAGAACAGAGAAAAUCGUGCAAAUUCAGUGAGUGUUCACAUCAUUACUGUUUCUUUUCUUGCUAGGGUCUCUAAGUUUCAGCUGGUUAGAUAAUUUUAAUGUAUUUAUUUUACUUUCUGUGUUUACUAUGGGUAUAAAUCACUGUCUAUCUACGAGAAUUGCUUAAAUUAGGUACAUUUGGGAGUUGUGAACACGAACAGUGCAUUUAUCUACCCCCUCCUUUCAAGAUGUCUUACCAAUUUUCUGCAAAUGAAACAGUGUUUUAACUCCACAA
Messenger RNA from Papaver somniferum (opium poppy), 883 nucleotides. RefSeq lists its product as uncharacterized. The transcript has a single exon. The record is from RefSeq and is a predicted model, not a curated record. Lineage: Eukaryota; Viridiplantae; Streptophyta; Magnoliopsida; Ranunculales; Papaveraceae. Bases 376 to 603 code for a protein of 75 amino acids.